Molecule: messenger RNA, 639 nt
Organism: Capsella rubella
Lineage: Eukaryota; Viridiplantae; Streptophyta; Magnoliopsida; Brassicales; Brassicaceae
Product: 10 kDa chaperonin 2, chloroplastic
Exons: 7
Coding region: 72-488 (138 amino acids)
Cellular component (GO): mitochondrial matrix
Molecular function (GO): metal ion binding; protein-folding chaperone binding; ATP binding
Source: RefSeq, a predicted model, not a curated record
AAUGUCGAGAGCUAAAGUCGCGACGGAGGAAGAAGAUCUUGCUGCUGCUUCUGCAAAAACCUUAUCCUGCCAUGGCUUCUACUUUCGUCUCUCUACCAAAACCUUUCUUUGCUUUCCCGGUCAAAACCAGUACCCUUCCUACAGCUAACCACAGGCUUCUAGGAAGUCAAAGAGGUUGUCUUAGAAUCAAAGCGAUUUCCACUAAGUGGGAUCCGACAAAGGUUGUUCCUCAGGCAGACAGGGUUCUUGUUCGUCUUGAAGACCUUCCUAUUAAAUCUUCAGGUGGAGUUUUGUUGCCUAAAGCAGCUGUGAAGUUUGAGAGGUACUUAACAGGAGAGGUUAUCUCUGUUGGUUCUGAGGUUGGACAACAAGUUGGGACUGGGAAGAAGGUUCUGUUCUCUGACGUAAGCGCGUAUGAGGUCGAUUUGGGGACUGAUGCUAGGCAUUGCUUCUGUAAGGAGAGUGACUUGUUGGCCCUAGUUGAGUGAAAUCUAUUCCAAGAGUUGUCCAAGAGAGUGGAAACAUUCAAUGAUUUGAAGAUUUUUAGAAGUUUCCUGUAAUUUUCAGACAGCUAUUGUUGUUUUCUAUCAAUUGAGAUCACUUUCAGUUAGUCUCGUCAUAAUUGAUUUGCAUUUUCAA